AUGGAAUCCGAAUUGAAACAAGAAUUUGAUAAUAUGGGAAUUGAGCCCAGCCAAGAAGUUCUGUUUAGAUCUGUUGAUUUGUGCUCCACUUACAAUAUUGAAGAUGCCGCCGAAUUUGUUGAACAAUGGGUGGCAUUUAGCAUUUCCAAUUUGAAUGGUGCCGAACCAUCGCUUGAGCAUCUAAAUGAAUUUGAACGUAAAGUGUUUCAGGCCAAACGUGAUAAAGAAUUAAUGGCCGCCAAUAAGAAAAAAGGUGGUAAAUUUCCAUCGGCCAUAUCCAAUUUAACCCACUUAAAUGAUAUUGCAUCGAGCAGUAGUAAUCCGUUGGCUAUGUACGGUGUCGAUGAUAGUGAUGUUAUGGAUGAAUAUAUGCAGGAUAGCGGUAUGACUAGUGCAAUGAUCGAUGAUGUUGAUAGUAUGCCGGGAACACCGAGUGUGCUACAUACCCCUAAGAUAAAGCAUAUUUUAAUUGUUAACUGGGAAACGUGA
Molecule: messenger RNA, 489 nt
Organism: Musca vetustissima
Lineage: Eukaryota; Metazoa; Arthropoda; Insecta; Diptera; Muscidae
Product: DNA polymerase alpha subunit B-like
Exons: 3
Coding region: 1-489 (162 amino acids)
Source: RefSeq, a predicted model, not a curated record